CCGUCAUAUCCAUCGUCCACCGCCAUAGAAUCGAUAUCCAAGUCUUCGAAAGCCGAUGGCGGGUCGCCAACCUCAAUCGCCUUCUCGAAUUCCACACGACGGACGAGCUUCUCACAGUCUGCUAGCUUCAGUUUCGCAUCGCGGUUGUUGGGUUCCCGCUUGACAACGGCCUUGAAGUCUUUCAGGGCCUCGCGGUGGUUAAGGAUAGCGGUGUUGGCAAGGGCGCGCCUCCAGUAUGCCUAUAAUCCGUCAGAGCUGUCCAUAUUUCUUCCCAUAUUUCCUUGCCAGAAUCUCUCCCUCUCUUAUCUCCAGCCCAGUGAAUGCCCGAAAUACUAACCUUGAUAUAACCCGGAUCAAGCUCCAACGCCUUCGUAGCAUCCACAAUGGCAAACCCAUGCGCCUCGAGUUUAAUAUGCGCCUAUACCGAUUAGCUUUUGAUCAUCCAUUCGUCUGCAGCCACCCGUCCGAAUCCCGAAUCCAAGUCGCAUACCUGAGCGCGAUUGCUGAAGUACGACGGCUCCUUGUCAUAUUUCUCAAUCGCCUUUGUGUAGAAGUCCACAGCAGCCGGCCAUUCGUGCUGAGCAAAGGCUUUGUUUCCUUGCACCUUGAGUGCGUUGGCGGUCUCGAUGUCCGACAUGGUAGGAGGGGUGAGGAGGGGUCACGAGACAGGAGGACUAGACAGGGCAAUGGAAUAAUAAAAGGGAGGAAACCAAAGCCUCCGGGAUAAAUGAAAGACCAGAAGAAUAUAAAGAAAAACAAGAAGAAUACAGAAAAAAAAAAAAAAAAAGAGAGAACGUAGCCUAUGUUCCU
Aspergillus glaucus CBS 516.65 is the source of this 810-nucleotide messenger RNA. RefSeq lists its product as uncharacterized. Lineage: Eukaryota; Fungi; Ascomycota; Eurotiomycetes; Eurotiales; Aspergillaceae. The transcript has a single exon. The coding region runs from base 236 to 727 and encodes 163 amino acids. The record is from RefSeq and is a predicted model, not a curated record.